AUGAUACCAUCAGCGCUUCGACUCAUCAUCCCUCUGGUGACCUUUGCUUUGACAGCUUUGGCCCAAAACCGACCAGUCUACUGGGGUGAAUGCGACCCUCCUAGGGAAAACACACAAUGUGCCAUGCACAACGAUAUCCUUGACUACAAGGCACCGUGGAAUGUCUUUACCAAAGUGGCUGUGAUGCGCAUCCGAUCAAAGCUGAAAAAGCCAAAGGGUGCUGUGUUUCUCCCCAGUGGACCUGGACGAUCUGGAAUCAACCUCCUUAAGCGAUAUCUCGAUGACCCGACGCAUCAUGUGCACGAACUCCUCAGCCAGUACGAUCUCAUAGGCAUGGAUCCUCGAGGAUCGGGACAAAGCUUUCCCAUCAAAUGCAACGCAACUCUAUGGAACCGACGAGUGCCCUCGAUGGUCAAGGACGAGGUAGAAUAUGUUGCCUUGUAUUAUCAUUGGAGGGAAGUUGGCGAUGCCUGCAGGAAGAUGACGGGGAAGGUAUUCGACAAUCUGGAUACAGAAUCUGUUGCACGAGACAUGGACAGCAUACGAUAUAACCUUGAUUACAAGGAGCUGCACCUGAUCGGUAAUUCCUACGGCGCUCAUGUUGGUAUUACCAAUCUUGAAAAGGCUGUACCUUAUGCCGGCCGCCUUGUGAUUGACGGCGUCAUCGAUCAUACACACGAUCCAAUGGCAAUCAUGCAAGCGGAAUCCGCUUCUUUCGAAAUGACGCUCAAGCAUUUCUUCCAGUGGUGUCAGGGCGACGCGUUCUGUUCCCUGCAUGAUCAGACAGAUGUCGAGGGCUUCUUCAAAGAGCUGGUUUCCAAGUUCGAAGCCGCCCCUAUCCCGGCACCAAAGUGCAACCAGACGGGCGAAGGGGCAUGCCGAUCCGACGUCAGCUUGGAAGAGAUGAUGACGGCUUUGCAAAGAGAUUUGGGGCCUGGGCAGCCCGGAUGGGGCUCUUUGGCAGAUAAUCUUUUAGCAGCCUCCAAUGGUGAUGCAUCGGCCUUUUCCAUGCCAUAUUUUACAAAUAGCACCGAUUCUACGGGAACCUGGGCUACACUAGCAACUGGUUGUCUGGAUUGGCAACAUGCCCACGAUUAUCUCGAGCUGCAAGCCGCCCAGCAAACGCUGAGAGCACUUUCGCCUCUCACGCGGGGCUACUCGCAGAGCUUCAGCUUCUUUUCAAAAUGCAUCAACUGGCCAUUAGCGAAACCGGGCAUAGUACCGAAUACGAACCAGCCUAUAAACUAUCUUCAAAGAAUACAUCCUGUGCUCCUAAUCAGUUCGUUCUUGGACCCUAUAACCAGCGCUCAGAAUGCCGUGAAUAUUCGCGCCAUUAUGCCGAAAGCGACUCUUGUUUUUAAGAACUGGACCGGCCAUAUAACCUAUGACACACCUGGAGAGCUGGCGAAGAUGGUGAACAAUUAUCUGUUGACUGGAGAACUGCCCGAUGAUGGAACGGUAUACCAGUCUUAG
Molecule: messenger RNA, 1473 nt
Organism: Trichoderma virens Gv29-8
Lineage: Eukaryota; Fungi; Ascomycota; Sordariomycetes; Hypocreales; Hypocreaceae
Exons: 1
Coding region: 1-1473 (490 amino acids)
Source: RefSeq, a predicted model, not a curated record